CAAGACCAGAAUACCAGAGAGGGGAGAGAGAGAGAGAGAGAGAGAGAGAGAGAGAGAGAGAGAUUGCUUCUGCAAUCGGAAGACAGAAACCUCUUUCUCCCUUCAUGAGUCAAUGAAUCUCCGUCUGUACGGAGUCAAACCCUAAAGCGCUCCUUCCGUGCCCUGUUCGUGACCGUUUUCCGACCACCGAAAUUACGGUUACCGGAAUCUGACGCAUCAUAGCUGACUGACUUCCAUGGUUCGAGUCUCAGAACCCUAAAGAGGCCUCCUUUUUUCUAUCUUGCUAUCUCAACAGAAAAUACUGAGAAAGGGAUAUAGAGAGAUAGAAGCAUGUACGUGGUUCCGCCUCCUCCUCAGGUCUCUGAUGCGAGCAUUGGCGCUGCAGGCGCCGGCGGGCCGCCGCCGCCGAGGACUUACCAAACCUGGAAAGGCAGCAAUAUAUUUUUUCUUCAGGGGAGAUUUAUUUUUGGACCAGAUGUGAGGUCACUGUUUCUAACUAUUUUCCUUAUUGCUGCUCCUGUCACAGUCUUCUGCAUCUUUGUUGCCAGAAAAUUGAUGAGUGAUUUUUCUCAUGACUUGGGAUUAUCAACAAUGGUUGUUGCUAUUGCAUUCACGCUAUAUGAUUUGAUCCUUCUUUUGUUAACCUCUGGAAGAGAUCCUGGUAUAAUACCUCGUAAUGCACAUCCUCCAGAGCCAGAAGGCUACGAUGCGAGUGCUGAAGUUGGGGGUGGCCAAACUCCACAGUUACGUUUACCUCGUAUGAAGGAUGUUGUUGUUAACGGGAUCACUGUGAAAAUCAAGUACUGUGAUACUUGCAUGCUUUAUAGGCCUACUCGCUGUUCACACUGCUCAAUCUGCAAUAACUGUGUGGAACGGUUUGAUCACCAUUGCCCUUGGGUUGGCCAGUGUAUCGGGCUGCGAAAUUACCGGUUCUUCUUCAUGUUUGUUUUCUCGACAACUCUUCUUUGUAUAUAUGUCUUUGGAUUCUGCUGGGUCUACAUCAAGAGGAUCAUGGAUGCUGAGAAUACAUCAAUCUGGAAAGCAAUGAGUAAGACACCUGCUUCUAUUGUGCUGAUAAUCUACACCUUUGUUUCGGUCUGGUUCGUAGGUGGCCUCACUGUUUUCCAUUUAUAUCUAAUCAGCACAAACCAGACUACCUAUGAGAAUUUUAGAUACCGAUAUGAUCGGCGUGCUAACCCAUACAACAAAGGUGUGGUGGAGAACUUCAAGGAGAUAUUCUGCACCAGUAUUCCGCCAUCCAAAAACAAAUUUAGAGCAAGGGUGCCACAGGAACCUUGCUUGCCACCUCGUUCUGUGGGCGGGGGGUUUAUUAGUCCAAAUAUGGGAAAAGCUGUUGGAGACAUAGAAAUGGGUAGAAAAGCUACAUGGGCUGAGUCUGGGGUUGGGAUAGGUGAUUUUGAAGGGCCGCUUAGCAAUGAUGAUGCUCUGGACAUCAAGGAUAGAGAGCUUGGUGACAUAUCACCAGAUUUAAGCACGGCGAUUCCUGCAGAGAGUAUGGAUAGCCGUGCUGGAACAAACAACAGGCGCUCAAGUUGGGGAAGGAAAAGUGGGAGCUGGGAAAUAUCACCUGAAGUUCUUGCUUUGGCAGCCGGAGUUGGUGAAUCAAACCGAGUGGGAAAUGACAGUCUUUGCAGUGUGACAACCAGCAGUAGACAAUCUCAAUCAGAACCUAGAUUGUAAUUGAAUAAAUAUAAAAAAUAGGGGUUUAGUGUAUGGAGUGUGUUGUUUGGGCUCAAGCCUCCACCCUUAGCCGUUGGUGGUUAUGCAAGUAAGCUGGGUUAUAGUGGCAGCAUGAUAGCUAAAAACCGACAUUCUCAGGUAGUUUCUAAGCUGUAAAAAGAAUCAUGGGAAGGUUUAAAAAAUUCAUGUAGUAGGUUGCUUGGAGCUGGUACUUUGUUCUUCAGAACUUGUUUCAUUGCGACAUCCCUCUUUCUUUCUUUCUUUCUUUCUUUUACUUUAGCGGUUGGGGUGGGUUGAGUUGAACCAAUUGUAUCUCUUAUUUCCUAUUGGAAAGGUGUGCCAUUAUGAGUUCUAUUUACAUUUUC
Molecule: messenger RNA, 2066 nt
Organism: Nelumbo nucifera (sacred lotus)
Lineage: Eukaryota; Viridiplantae; Streptophyta; Magnoliopsida; Proteales; Nelumbonaceae
Product: putative protein S-acyltransferase 7
Biological process (GO): peptidyl-L-cysteine S-palmitoylation; protein targeting to membrane
Cellular component (GO): endoplasmic reticulum; Golgi apparatus
Molecular function (GO): protein-cysteine S-palmitoyltransferase activity
Source: RefSeq, a predicted model, not a curated record